Molecule: messenger RNA, 1316 nt
Organism: Daphnia magna
Lineage: Eukaryota; Metazoa; Arthropoda; Branchiopoda; Diplostraca; Daphniidae
Product: myotubularin-related protein DDB_G0290005-like
Exons: 3
Coding region: 54-758 (234 amino acids)
Source: RefSeq, a predicted model, not a curated record
GAAUUUCUAAUUGACAGGUUCCGUUGCCGAGUUUACUCGUCUCUUCCUUGUUGAUGACUCAAAGUCAAGAAGAACUGUCAAACGACAUUGCCAUUCAUCCAGACGACUAUUACGACAGUCAUCUGCACCAUCAGAUCCUAUUCCUGAACUACUUUAUCAACAAAUUUCGCCAAGAUUCGAGUCACAGAUCUAGAGAGUUGUACGCAAAAUCGAGCCGCUUCGGAAGCCCGUACUCUAAUGAAGAUGUCAGUGAUGACGCAACAUCCAAAAACGAUUAUCCAGCAGCAUCAAACGCUGAUUACUCUAACGAUGUUGGCCCGCACCAUGUCAACGAGAAACCCAAUUGCGAAGAAGGUGAGAAAAAGAAAAAAAAGAAUGCCUGGAAUUACCUGUCGAAGAAAAAGAGAGCCAGCAUUAUUUUAGGGACGAUCGGUUUUGCUUUCGUCAAAUUGGGUUUCAUUUCGUUCCCGUCGCUGGUCGUCUUGGAAGACACGACAACAACAUCGACGACGUCAACGACAUCGACUACAACACCCACAACGACCACAACGCCAACAACGACUACAACGCCCACAACCACCACGUCUACCACUACAACAACAUCGACAACAACUCCGACGACGACGACGUCUACGACAACAACGACAACAACGACAACAACGAUGAUGCCAAGUAUAAAAGACUUGUGGACUCUGACAAGAAACAAAGACGAUAGACUUUCGCAGAGCUCAUCACAUUUUCAAAGAGUUUCCUUUUAAUAAUAUCAUCACGGUCAUCAUUUAUUCUUCCUUUUCGAUGGCCGAUUUAGUGACGUGUUCGAAUCAAGUGACAAAUACCACGGGAGAUUACAAAACUAUUCGAACACCUGGCGAACAAAUGGAACAGUGUCUCUCCGUCACUGUACCGGCCGGCAGCAAAAUUCAAAUCACCUGCACUUCCAUCAACGUCUCCACUGGCACAUACGUCACCAUAUUGGAUCUAUCCGGUACGAGCAUCGUUGCAGAUCCGCCUAUUAUAAACACAGCUUAUACCACGGCGGACAAUACGAUGAUUAUCAAAUCGCUCGCCAGCAGUGCCAACGCCGAUCAGCUGUGUUGCAAUUGGAUUACAGUUUAAUUAAAACAUAUACAUAGCAUCAAACUGUCAGUUGGAAUAACGACAAAGGGGGCCGCCAUGCAUAAUUCCUUAUAGGCCCACAAUCUCUCUGUUGUAUUUUGCCCUAAUGUUAUUACGACUCGCGUAACAUAACGACACUUGUUUAUAAUCAAUUUGACUUAAGAAUCGAAUCGUACGCACAACGCCCAUUUGCUAAUACA